AGCGCCGCCGAGCCAAAUCAACAUUCACCCAACGAAGCUCAGAGACCUCUGUUGAGCGCUCCAUCGAACAAGCCUCGCCGCCCCUGUUGGCUGUUGCCAUUCGCCGCGACCGGCGCCGGCCAUGGGUCUGGCGAUGGGCAAGCUGAUGCUGGGGAAGAUCAUCGUGGAGACGCCCAAGCACGAGGUGCUCCACGCCGGCGACGGCUACGAGAUCCGCAAGUACCCGCCGUGCGUCGCCGCCGAGGUGACCUACGACCCCAAGGAGAUGAAAGGCGACCGCGACGGCGGGUUCCAGGUCCUCGCCAACUACAUCGGCGCCUUCGGCAAGCCGCAGAACACCAAGCCGGAGGCCAUCGCCAUGACGGCGCCGGUCAUCACCUCCUCCGGCGGUGGCGGCGAGGCCGAGCCGAUCGCCAUGACGGCGCCCGUGAUCACCUCCUCCGAGCCGGAGCCGGUGGCGAUGACGGUGCCGGUCCUCACGGCCGAGGGCCGCGAGGAGCACGCGGGCAAGGUGACGAUGAAGUUCCUGCUGCCGUCCAAGUACGCCAAGGCGGAGGAGGCGCCGCGGCCGACGGACGAGCGGGUGGUGCUGCGGGAGGUGGGGGAGCGCAAGUACGCCGUGGUGAGGUUCAGCGGCCUGGCCGGGGAGAAGGUGGUGGCGGAGAAGGCGGAGGGGCUCAAGGCCGCGCUGGAGAAGGACGGGCACGCCGUCACGGGCCCCUUCGUGCUCUCCCGCUACAACCCGCCGUGGACGCUCCCGCCGCUGCGCACCAACGAGGUCAUGUUCCCCGUCGAGUGAUCGAUCGUCCGGCCAGCCGGCCGCCUUAUGUAUGCAGCUACCGUGUGCUAGUAUCUCAUUAGCUUUGUAGCCUUUCCAUUCUGUUUAAGCACAAUAAAUAAUCGAAUGGUCUGCUGAAUGUUGAUAUUGA
Triticum urartu is the source of this 929-nucleotide messenger RNA. It is a transcript of the gene SOUL-1, whose product is annotated as SOUL heme-binding family protein. Lineage: Eukaryota; Viridiplantae; Streptophyta; Magnoliopsida; Poales; Poaceae. The record is from RefSeq and is a predicted model, not a curated record.